AUGGGAUCUUCGUAUUCGUCGACAUCAGACGAUACAACAAAGAAUCAACCAGGUGAUGAUCGUGUGGUACAUCGUCAACAUAGUAGAGGUACACUAUACGGUUCACAAGGCGAUGUCGAAUCAGGCCUGUCGCCCGAGUCCGAGGCCGAGACUCGUCGCAUAAUAUACACACCGCGCAUUGUCGAUGAGCUCGAAGAUAAGAAGCGUGCCAAGUCUGCCAUCAUGAUUCAGAAGCAUUGGAAGGGCUUCUCACAAAGGAGGAAGUGGGGACUAUUCCUAUGCAAGUCCAAGGUUAUGAAGGAACUGUUGGUGUCAGAGCAGGAUUAUACACAUUUCAUUCACAUCAUUAUCAAUAUCUACUUCUUGCCGUUGAAGACGCUGGCGCUGCAGGCACAGGGCGAUGAUUCGGCAGCUGAUACUUUGUCAUCGAUGCCAUCGUUCAUACUACCAAUACGCGACAGGAGUAAUAGUGCUGCGGUCGAGGGCUCUGUUACAGGUGACCGCGAUCACCAUCUGCCAUCAAUGUCAUCAAUGUCGGCCUCAACCACCGCUCUGCCAUCGUACUCAUCGCUGAAUGCAUCAACAAACACCACGACGGUCGUUGUCCCACCUCCACUGCUGGUGCUCGAGCAGCUGGCCGCGAUGGACCAGCCGCCUCUCACACUGGACGAGGUCAAGAUCGUCUUCUCACAGAUCGAGGUGAUCAUGCUCUACAACACACAGCUGCUGGAGAAGAUCCAGGAGCGUGUGCACGACCAAUGGGACGAGUCCAUCAAGAUUGGCGACGUCUUUCUCGACAUGAUCCACUUCCUCAAAGUGCCCUACAGUCACUACAUCACCAACUUUCCUCGAUGUCUCAAAGUCCUUGAGAAUGCAUCCAAACGACCAUCCUUUAUCGAGUUCAUCAAGCAAUGCAAGGCAAUAGAUAGAGUUGGAAAGAGGGACUUACAAUCAUUUGUUAGCAUGCCAAUACAAAGGAUACCCAGAUACGCGUUGCUGCUGCGAGAAUUACUGAAAUAUACAUUGGAGACUGAUGCAGAUUACAACAAUAUACGCAAGGCAUACGAGAUGAUGGACGAGAUUGCCAAGUUGAUCAAUCGUCAGAUGAAGGAGGACGACAGCUCAAAAGCGAUGUUUGAGAUAUGCCAGAAACUGCGACCGCCCGUGCCCGACCUGUUCCAGCCACAUCGACGACUGGUGCGCGAGGGCGAGGGCAAGAUCAUCAGGACGGACGGCGGCAAUCACGAGGCCCAGUACGGCACGAUCAGGCCGGGCUCGGUGGCAGGCGAGGGCGGUACGACCAGAGUCAGUCUGCGCUACUUUUACCUCUUCAACGACAUGUUCAUCAUCACCAAGAAGAUGAAGGCAUAUUAUGAGGUGGAGAAGGUGGUCAGCCUAGAGUACAGUACAAUAGUUGAUCAUUAUAAGAAGAAAACAGAGCGUAGACAACAACAGCAACAACAACAGCAACAGCAACAACAACAUGAUCAGUCAAACACAAGCGAGUCGGCGACGACAAGUGUAAAUAAUAAUAAUAAUAGUAGGAAUAGAUCAGAGAGUGUGGAAGACAGUGGACACGAGGAGGAUGGAGUCAGCAACAACAACAAGAGCACUCCUGGCAAUGUAAAUAACUUGAACUUUAGCAAUAUAUCCAUGGCUUUCCAGAGGAGUAGGACCACCCCAGUUGAGGAAAGACAUUUCUUUAAACUACAUACACUGGAGUGCGCUGUAGUCAUUUGCUUGAACACGGAGGAGGAUAAGAUCACUUGGAAGGAGGACUUUGUAAAGGUCAUCAAUCAGGUGACGGAGAAAUCAUUGACGUUCAGUCCAAUGUGGUCAAAGAACAACAUGGACAAGCAACCAACGCCAUCGCGAAAGCCACAUACCAGACAACCGCGCAUGACCAUGAUCUCUCCCCAGAACUUCCAACUCAAACAGACAAUAUCAGAGUUGCUGGCGGUGGAGGGCGCGACAACCUCCUCGUCAGCAGUCACUCCAUCUCAAUCUCCACUGUCAAUGACGCCAUCCUCAUCAUACACCACGCCAGUCUCAUCGACCCGAACCUCUGUCAACGAGGUCGACACACCUUACAAGUCGCCAGACACAUCAGCGUGCAGCUCCGACAAUGAGGACGAUCACAAACAAACGUCGACGUCGACAGCCAAGCCAUCAACAUCCACCGCCAGUCCAUCAACAAGUCCAUCCACAAACUCAUCGUCCACUAGCAGUAGCCCGGGCGUGAGGACAUCAAUCACACCAUCAACCAGCACAUCUAUCCUGGAUAGACUUUUCAAUAGUCUAAAGUAA
Acytostelium subglobosum LB1 is the source of this 2307-nucleotide messenger RNA. RefSeq lists its product as hypothetical. Bases 1 to 2307 code for a protein of 768 amino acids. Lineage: Eukaryota; Evosea; Eumycetozoa; Acytosteliales; Acytosteliaceae. Gene Ontology annotation, molecular function: protein binding; guanyl-nucleotide exchange factor activity. The record is from RefSeq and is a predicted model, not a curated record. The transcript has 4 exons.